CAGUUCUGUGCGUUAUCUUAACAAGUGUCUAAUGCAAUCUUUUUUUUUUGGUUGUUUUGUUUUCUUUCAGGAAUCUGAGGUCCAGUGUGCAACAUGAACAACCCAUGACAUGAAGGGCAGUGACGUCAGACAGGCCCCAGACAGAGGGCGCGAGUGCGGGGAUGCAAGACGGGGGCGCGCACAUGCGCACAGGCUCGCUCUCCUCCUGACAUGAGCGCGAGCGCGUCAAUAUACACACAGAGAGCAGAGCAGCGCUGUGGGUUUAGUCGAAGGUGUUCUACUCUACAGGCAGGCGCAGACACCUUCACACACCGAGCAGAGGUUUACAGCGCAGUUUGUGUGGCGCCCAGGACCUGAUCUUUUAAAACCAUGCUGGAUUGACUGCAGGGAGGCAACUACAAUCAAUGCCUUGGCUUUGAAAUCGUUCAAAAUUUAUUGGAAAGGAGUGUGAGAUAGAGCGACAGCGAGAGAGAGGGGGAGAGAGCGAGGGAGAGCGAAGCGAGGGAGCGAGCGAGAGUGGAGAGAGGGGUGGAAAAGAUCAUUUUCAACAAUGGAGCUUACAAUGGAAAACAUUGGAAAUCUGCAUGGUGUGUCUCACUCCCAUCAAACGAGCGACUUAAUGAACUCCCCGCACGUGCGCCAGUCCUCUGCGUCGCAUCGGAACUUGGUGUCGCACGGACGGUCAGCCAUGGUGUCCAGCAUGGCCUCGAUACUGGAGGGAGCGGGGGACUACCGCACGGACCACGCACUGUCUGGCCCCCUGCAUCCGGCCAUGACCAUGUCCUGCGACUCCGGGAUGAGCCUGAGCAGCACCUACACGACGCUGACGCCGCUGCAACACCUGCCCCCCAUAUCCACCGUGUCCGAGAAAUUUCACCACCCACACCCGCAUGCUCACCAUCAUCCGGCGCACCAGCGGCUCGCAGCAGGGAACGUCAGCGGCAGCUUCACUCUGAUGAGGGACGACCGAAGCCUCGCCUCCAUGGGUAACCUCUACGGCCACUACCCCAAAGACAUGUCCGGCAUGGGUCAGCCUCUGUCGCCUCUGUCUAACGGCCUGGGCUCUUUGCACAGCUCCCAGCAGACUCUCAGCGCCUACGGCCCCGGAGCUCACCUCUCCAACGAUAAGAUGCUCUCCUCGGGGGGAUUUGAGUCCCAUGCAGCCAUGCUGUCCCGGGGCGAGGAGCACCUGGCCAGGGGUCUCGGGGGUCAUGGGGCCGGGCUCAUGACAUCCUUGAACGGCAUACACCAUCACAGCCAUCCGCAUUCUCAGGCAAACGGGUCCAUGUUGUCAGACCGGGACAGACAGACGGUGGUGGGCGGCGGGCAGGGAGGUGGGUCAGGGCAGGUGGAGGAGAUAAACACCAAGGAGGUGGCACAGCGAAUAACGGCAGAGCUGAAGCGCUACAGCAUCCCCCAGGCCAUAUUUGCUCAGAGGAUCUUGUGCCGGUCCCAGGGAACUCUGUCCGACCUGCUGCGGAAUCCUAAACCGUGGAGUAAACUCAAGUCUGGCCGGGAGACGUUCAGGAGGAUGUGGAAGUGGCUCCAGGAGCCCGAGUUCCAGCGGAUGUCAGCGCUCAGGCUUGCAGCCUGCAAGCGCAAAGAACAGGAGCAACACAAGGACCGCAACACAGCGCCCAAGAAACAGCGCCUGGUCUUCACUGACCUGCAGCGCCGCACACUCAUCGCCAUCUUCAAGGAGAACAAGCGUCCAUCCAAAGAAAUGCAGAUCACCAUCUCUCAGCAACUCGGCCUGGAGCUCAGCACCGUCAGCAACUUCUUUAUGAAUGCACGGCGUCGCUGCGUGGACCGCUGGCAUGAUGACCAUGGCACCAGCCCCGGGCAGCCAGGUACAUCUGCCACUACCUUCUCCAAGGCUUGAGAGGAGGAGAGGGCCUUCAGAGGGUCAGGGACAAGGGUUGGAAAUUGGCCGUGAAACCUGUCUCUAACAACCACACCUGGCCUGGACCAUCUGAGUGUGUCCUCUGCCAGAAAAUCCUUUGUGCCAUGCAAUCAUCUUUUUUGUCAGUCAGAAUUAAAAAGCUCUCACCUGAAAACAAGCAUAAUCUAAAAGGUGAACAGUGAAGUCAGGUUCACUCUGCAUUACCCACAAAAGGACAAUCAUUGAUUCUGUCUUUUUUGGUAAAGAAAAAUCAUUCUCAUGGCAUCUGACAAAGUAAAGAGACACCAAAGAUUUGAUGUUUUUGUUGAACGGUACCUGAAAUAUGCCUCACCACCAAAGUAGCCGCUGAUUCUGAUUUUUUUUCUCUCUCUUCCCAACUCACCUCCUUUGCGUCUGCCUCUUUGCUCUCUUACGUCCCCUCUAUACGCCGGCGCACACAGAAGCAACAAGGGCGAAAGAACGGCAAUAAAACUGACAACAGAACAGCACAUAGCCUUAUUAUCCCAGCCCCGUCCUGCACACACAAGGCCGUCAUAAAGAAAACAAUGCAGCCUAUGAAAAAAAACAACAAGGCUCUCCAAUUCUCCGCCUCUACCUCCCCCUCCUGCUGUAGUCUCCUUCAUUCCUCAGCCGAAGGUAUUCCCUGAAGGCCAGCCAUUUCAGAGAGCAGCUCAGCCUGAUCAUACAGCAAACUAAUGAAUUGAAAAAUGAAUCGAUGGAGACAGAGAGAGCAGGGCCUUGACCCAUCCUGAAGGUGAAACUCAAGAUGCUCAGCAGUAGAUACUCAGGUCUUCCAGGCCCAGGUCUAUAUUUUUUGCACAGAUGUUGGGGGCCUGUAGGGAGACUUGUCAUUGUUACUCUACGCCUGAGCCAAGAGUCUGUGUUUCUCUGACCAACAGGAGAGGUGGGUGAGAUGCCUGGACAUGCUUAUUGUUCUGCUGGGAGCUUUUCCUCUCGUCAAUAACUGAGAACCUAGCAACAACAACAACAACAACAUGCUCGGGCUUCCAGCCAACUACAUUACAGCUGCAUAUGGAAAAGCAGAAUGUAAGAGGAGCACACAGAACCCAGUGGAGAUGGGGACACAAAGGCCUCACUACUACAGCAGCAGCAGCAGCAGAAGCAGCAGCAGCAGCAGCAACACACCUCUCCUUACACCCAGGUCCUGCAGGUGCUGACAGAGCAACAGUGCCCCCUGCUGUUGAUAGCAAACACCUCUGUCAAGCAGGAACUAGGGGGGGGUUCAGAGUGGAGGAGAGGGAGGGAAGAGCCACUAGAUGCUGUGGAGAAGUCAUGGCACAACACAUUCAGGCCCUCACAGCUCUUUGAAGGCAGAUCAAUAGCUAACCAUUAUCCCAUUGUUGUUCCUCAUCCAACCAGCACUGGUGAAGCCGGAGGAGGGGGAUGGUUAAACCCAACGCUGAAAACACAGGGAUUUAGCAUAAGGCAGGGAUUUAUUUAACCGAUCCAAAUCUUACAGAAUCCACACAAUACAAACACAGAGACGACACAAAGUGGGGAUGGAUAGAAAAUGACGACGAUGACAGUAGUGUAAUAACAGAAAGGCUUUACGGAGACAGGCACUCCUGAGGUGCACUGGAGGCUUGAUUUACAUGAUUUCACCUCUUAUCAAAUCAACCUUCCAUUUCCACAUCGAACCUGUUAGCAAAAACUGCAACCUCUCAACAAAAAGUGAUUCACACCAAAUAUUGUGGUUACUCCCACACCAGUGUUACUCGUAGCUGUCCACCGCACUCCACUGAAAACAAUGCUAAAACAAUUAGUGCCAAUGCUUACUGCCUUAAUGCAAAUCAGAGAAAAUGGUACUAGGGUUAACACACACACACACAGCUACAGCGCACCCCACUGAUGGCGGGUGGUGUGUGUCAUAGCCAACCAACAAUCAGCUUUUAACUGAAUUAGAAUAUACUUUUUUAAUUAAAAAAGAAAGAAAAAAGAAUCAUAUUUUAAGGCAUACAAUAACCAAACCUCAAACGACGACAAAGACACACACACACACGCGUUGUAUGUGUUACACACAAAAAGAAAAUGUCUCCAACACAUAACUGGACACAUUCUGAAGCAGAAGAAAAAACUCUCACUCUAUCUUUGGUUCUAUACCUCCUCCUCCCUCUAACCCCAAUGCCCUCCCUCUCUCUCUCUCUCUCUCUCUCUCUUCCUCUCUAUAUUGAUGCGGGUAUUUAAUUAGUACCAUAGACACAAAGUUUCUAUUUCUUGUUACUAUUGUGCUCUGUUGUGCAUAAGUAAGGCACCUUGUUGAUAAACAAAAAACAAAAAAAGGAAGGACUUUUAAAAAGGAAAAAAAAGAGGGAAGCGAGGACCGAGGCCAAUGAAGGAUGUAUUUUUUUUUUUGCAUUCUGUGUGAAUAUAGACUCGGACGAGACAUUUACCAUGAGAAAGAGAAAAAAAGAAAAACAGGGAGCCGCUGAAGAGAAGAGUAGACGACGGACACUUUCUCUCCUUUGACAUUUCAUGUCAGAACUGUGCUACUCUCAGCCCCCUUUAAGCUGAGCCCCAAGAAUGGGCCAAAAAUGGAGGGGGACAAAAAAAACAAUGACCUUCAAAAAAGCCCAGGCUGAUCUGCUUUGUGUUUUAUCGGAGGGUGGGUGAGGGUUAACGCUCGGGACUCAAUAGUUAUCUGUAUGGUCUUAAAAUGCAACUGUAGCAUUUCCAACAAUGUAGUCAGAUUAGCGGUGCAGAUUAGAUAAGAGAUGGUCAUUGUAGAGGAGCUGAUCAGGACUUACCAACUAACUCCACCAUGCUGUAAGCAGUGAGUUAAAGUCGCCAAAGAAAGAAGGUGAGCUAAAAUCGAUUUGUGGUAUACAGUUCAGUGAGCAUAGGUACAUAGCUAGAUUCAGCACUACGUAUUAGGCUGACAAAAUGGCAUUUGUUUGUAGUGAGAACCAAUGUGGCUACCUCACUAAGCUGAGUGGUUUGUGAAACCGCCACUAAUACCAAAGAUACUGCAGCCUACCGGUCCCAAACUGCCUAGGGGGACAAAAACCAUAAACAAAAGAGCCCCCCCCCCCACUUCUUUGACCAAAUCAAGAGACACAGUAUCUCUCUCUCUCGCAUGCACACACACACACACACAUACACACACACAGUAGUAGUAACAGUGCAGUCAGACUGCAGCGUGCCACACAGGAGGAGGUGGCUGCCUUGCAGACAGAGUUGAGUGCCUUUUCCCUUCAACCACGGGUGGGACUGCACUGGACACACACACACACACACACACACACACGGGGUGCAUACAUGAAGCUGCACACCCAUUUACAAACAUGCACUCACACACAGACAAUGCACCCAUAAUUGGAUGGACAGAAAGGAGAGGGGAGGGGGGGGCACAAUGAGAGGGACACAGAGUGGGGGCUGUGUCAGCAUUUCCUCCCAUAUUGACUUUCCAUCUUGAUACACUAGAAUACAAGCACUUUAUCAUGUAGAAAGUCUAUAAAACAUUUUCUAUACACUAUUUAUUUGAAACAAAAUUAUAUGUUACUCCUUAAUCUGUCAGAGUCUUUGUUACUGUAUCGUUGGUCUUCUAGUAGCUCACAGCCUUUUCAUUUUUGUAUGUGUAUGUGUGUGUGUUUUCUUUUUUCCCCUCACUGGCCCAUGCACUUUCACUCUCUGCCACUUUGCCUCUCUCACAUCAGAGAUAUUUUUGUGUAACAGAGAAAGAGGGGGGUAAAAAGGCAGAGGCUCGAAGUGCUCGCAGGGCUUUAGUCGUAAAAAAAUCCUUCCACAGAAUCUCUCUUUUUCUCUCUCCACUGCGUGCAAGCACAGAGGCUGCACUGGAAAAGGUGUGGAAGACUCACUGACAGUAGACACAAAUUCUCUCCUCCCUCCACUUUCUGUCCAGUCGUCCUCUCCCCCUGGCUAGUGCUAAGACUCGGUAGGCGUGUGUUGACAAUUAAUUCUGAAAUACCUCAAAAACCUUUCAUGUAAACUUUAUGUAAUUUAAACUGAAAAUAAUACUGCUAAUGAUAACGAUGAUUAUAAAACUAUGAUACUAUGAUAGUUAGUUUUGGAACUUGUGACUUGAAGCUUUAUACUGUUAAAUUCCUUUUAUUUGUUUGCUCAUUUUUCUUGUACGUUCUCUUGUUUGUUUUUGCUACGGCAUGUACUUACUGUUUUCAUAAAGGAAAAGACAUUGUGAAUGUUUCUGUGGAGAGUGACUCGAGAAAAGAAGAGACAGAACGAGAGAAGGCUAGAAUACAAAGAGAGGGAUGAGAGCUACUCACUUUUUCAGUUCAAAGCUCUUUCAUAGGCAGGUACAUUUAAAGAAAAAAAAAAGAA
Solea senegalensis (Senegalese sole) is the source of this 6220-nucleotide messenger RNA. RefSeq names its product one cut homeobox 3a (gene onecut3a). Gene Ontology annotation, biological process: regulation of transcription by RNA polymerase II. The record is from RefSeq and is a predicted model, not a curated record. Gene Ontology annotation, molecular function: RNA polymerase II cis-regulatory region sequence-specific DNA binding; DNA-binding transcription factor activity, RNA polymerase II-specific. NCBI's taxonomy places the organism in Eukaryota, Metazoa, Chordata, Actinopteri, Pleuronectiformes, Soleidae. Bases 551 to 1882 code for a protein of 443 amino acids. The transcript has 2 exons. Gene Ontology annotation, cellular component: nucleus.